AUGGAGCUGGGGCAGGCAACUCCACGAACAGAGCUGGACGCCAUCUUGUCAGCCGACAGCGUCGACCUGGUCCGCUUGAGGCAGUGCCUCACGCGCGCGGCCCUCGCACCUCGCUGUCCACACCGGUCGCUGACGUGGAAGCUGCUCCUCGGCCUGCUUCCCCCGAACAGAAGUGCGUGGGAGGCCGAGGCGAAGCGCGUGAAGGAGUGCUACGCACAGUACGUGCAGGACGUGUCCAGGUUGCUCGAGCGGCCUGCCGAUGGGCACGCGUCGGAGCAUCCGCUGAGCACGUCGGACUCUUCCCAGUGGCACGCGUACUUCCAGUUCCGACAAGUGACGGAGGAGAUUCAAAUGGAUGUUGAUCGUACGCACAGCGAGGAUGCCUGGUUUCGCGCUCAGCGACCGGUCAUGCUGGAGGUGCUGCAGGUGUUCGCGCUCACGAACCCAGGUGUUGGUUUUGUGCAAGGCAUGGCAGAGAUUCUGGCCGCCAUCCUGUUCGCACUUGCCCGCGAAGGCGUCCAGGAUCUCCCAGCGCAGGCGUUCAGUCUGACGUGCGGCAUCCUGGGCGAGGUGCGCGACAUCUUCAUCGCGGCGUUGGACAAGGACGGCGGCCUGGAGAAGCAGGCAGAGAGCAUCUACAGCAACCUCGCACGCGCCGACCCCGGGCUUCACGCGAAGCUGGUGCGCGACCACGUGGACGUGCGAUUCUUUGGAAUCCGGUGGCUCGGGACCCUGCUGACGCAGACAUUUGACUUGGAGGACGUCGUGAUGAUAUGGGACGCGGCGUUUGCCGAUCAGGAGGGCGCCAUGGCUGCCCUGGUGCGCGUGUGCGCUUGCAUUUUGUGCCAGCUGCGCGACGACCUGAUGAAUUCGGAUUUCACUGCGGCAGUCAAGCUCCUCCAGGGCCGUCUUUCGACGCGGAUCAACAUCUCCGCCCUCCUUGCACAAACGCGCCGUUUGCACUGA
This is a messenger RNA of Pedinophyceae sp. YPF-701, 966 nucleotides long. The record is from the annotation of a GenBank genome assembly. Lineage: Eukaryota; Viridiplantae; Chlorophyta; Pedinophyceae.